CUUCCCUAUUCUCUUCCCCCUUACGUUUCAAUCUUGAAUUCCUUUUGCGUUCACACUCACAAAUAUAUAUAGCCACACUUGUAUAUUAUAUGGUACAUGUUAUUGUGAAGUGUUUUUGUCACAUAUAGAGAAGCACAAUUAGAAGGAUAGCUAGGAAACUUUGUCAAUUGAAGCCUCUUUUUCCUUUUUUCUCUUUUUGGCUAUAGUAAGAGAGCAUGGAGAACAUGAAGAUGAUGAAAGAUGAAGGGAAGGGUGUCCCAAUUCACAGCCAGGUUAGGAAGAUCAAGCAAGAGUCAGAGAAGAUCAUUGAUUGGUCCCCUGGCAAGCCAGAGGUCCGACCUGUGCUCCGGGAAAUCGGCCGUGAUCGGCCGAUUUCCCGGUCGCCGUUGGGGAUUUCCGGGCAACCCAUUUCAGUUGGUGAGUCAUAGGGUCAGAAUAUGGUUAAGGGCUUUGGAUUAGUAUGUUCAUGUACACAGGUUGAAGAGGGAGGUUUUGUUUGCUUCCCCUGCUCCUGUUCUGUUUUCCUCUGUUUUUUGAACAGGGGAUAUUUAGGAAUUUAGCUAUAUUCUCCAUUUUCCUUUUUUCAUGUAAAUAUUAAUAAUAGUGUUAUUGGAUAUAUCAUAUGCAGUUUUAUUUAUUUA
This is a messenger RNA of Cajanus cajan (pigeon pea), 641 nucleotides long. RefSeq lists its product as uncharacterized. NCBI's taxonomy places the organism in Eukaryota, Viridiplantae, Streptophyta, Magnoliopsida, Fabales, Fabaceae. The record is from RefSeq and is a predicted model, not a curated record.